Messenger RNA from Trichechus manatus latirostris (Florida manatee), 987 nucleotides. Its product is annotated as olfactory receptor 52K1-like. Gene Ontology annotation, biological process: G protein-coupled receptor signaling pathway. Gene Ontology annotation, cellular component: plasma membrane. The record is from RefSeq and is a predicted model, not a curated record. Gene Ontology annotation, molecular function: olfactory receptor activity; G protein-coupled receptor activity. Lineage: Eukaryota; Metazoa; Chordata; Mammalia; Sirenia; Trichechidae.
AUGUCAGGGUGGAGCAAUGGAAGCCCCAACGUGUCCUACACCAGCUUCCUCCUGGUGGGCUUCCCAGGGCUGCAGGAGUCUCGUGCCCUCCUCAUGCUGCCCUUCCUCAGCCUCUACCUGGUGAUCAUCUCUGCCAAUGUCCUGGUCAUCCACACAGUGGCUGCCCAGCGGAGCCUGCACCAGCCCAUGUACGCACUCAUCCCCUUGCUCCUGGCUGUCAACAUCUGUGCCACCACCAUCGUGGUGCCUGCCAUGCUGUUCAGCUUCUCCGCCCACUUCAACCACAUCUCCCUGGCUCACUGCUUGUUCCAGAUGUUCUGCAUCUACUUCCUCAUUGUCUUUGACUGCAAUAUUCUCCUAGUCAUGGCUCUGGACCGCUAUGUUGCCAUCUGCUACCUGCUCUGCUAUCCAGAAAUCAUAACCACCCAGUUGUUGACUGGCCUUGUGGGGACAGCAGCUGCCAGGAGCACAUGCAUCGUUGCUCCAGUGGUGGGACUGGCCUCCCGGCUUCGAUUCUGCUGCUCAGACGUGAUCCACCUCUUUGCUUGUGAGCACAUGGCCCUGAUGAAGCUCUCCUGCAGGGAUGUAUUGCUGAACAAGACUGUGGGGUUCACUGUUCACAUCUUCAACAGAGUCCUGGACAUGCUCCUCCUUGGUGCCUCUUACUCUCGCAUCAUCCUUGCUGCCUUCCAGAUUUCAGGCAGAGCACGUUCCAAGGCCCUUAAUACCUGUGGCUCCCACCUGCUGGUCAUCUUCACUGUCUACUCCUCCACCGUGUCCUCAUCUAUUGUCUACCGUGUGGCCCGCACUGCCUCCCAGGAUGUGCACAACCUGUUCAGUGCCUUCUACCUGCUGCUCCCGCGUCUAGUCAACCCCAUCAUCUAUGGGGCCAGAACCAAGGAAAUCAGGCAGCACCUGGGAACUCUGUUCCAAAGAGCACAACUACAGGCCCCCACUGAGAAGUCCCAGCCCCUUACCCUCACGUGA